Messenger RNA from Coccinella septempunctata (seven-spotted ladybird), 3169 nucleotides. RefSeq lists its product as uncharacterized. The coding region runs from base 136 to 2832 and encodes 898 amino acids. The transcript has 11 exons. Lineage: Eukaryota; Metazoa; Arthropoda; Insecta; Coleoptera; Coccinellidae. The record is from RefSeq and is a predicted model, not a curated record.
UCUCAAUUCCCCAGUCAACUGAAAUACACUCCGAUUGCAAUAACAGCCAGUAAUUAAUCAAUUGAAUUUCAAAGUCAGAGUUUAAGCAUCAUAACGAGUGUUCAGUGUCGAAGUGCUUCUUGGCGUAUGAGCUGAAUGUUCCUGAGAAGAAAAAACCCCGAAAGAGGGGAGAAAUCUGAGAGCAAACUGGAGCCUCUGAUUUUGCAAAAUUCCAGGAUAAAAUUCUCCCAGGAGCAACUGCAGAAUUUGAAUCAUAUAUUAUGUAAAAAAGUUCAACGGAAACGGAAUCACACAGAUAAGCAUUUCCUCAAAGCUAAAAGCGUCGCAGAAAGACUAACUCAGCGAUUGCUAUGUGCAGUAGGCAUGUUGGAUCCAAGGUUUGCUUCGAAAUUUCUGGUGGAAAACAACCCCAAAGCCAUAAAUAACAUAUCCAACAAGAGUUUAUCUUACUUGGUACGCUUAGAUGAGCUCUCAACGCCACCCCUUUAUGAACUGGACAGUGUAUCCAGAUUAGAAAUAAUUGAAAAUGACCAAGACUGUCCAACCUCAUAUUGCAGAAUACGCGUUCCUAUGUCCGAAAUGAAAACCUGGAAUGAGUUUAUCAAUCCCAACGGUUUUCUAAGAAGGGAUAAAGUUCAAACUCGCCUAGUGAAACUGUUAGCAGAAGCAGCAGAAAACGACCGACAAAUAACACCUCAAACUAUCGAUGAGUCUGUUGUAUGUGGGAUACCAGGGAAAAUAGUGGAUGCCGCUACUUUACACCACAUAUUGAAAAUUCCUUCCUUCGAGCAAAUCUACUAUGGGCAAGAUGGAACAGAGGUAGGAUUCCCAAACCCUUCAGAUUUUCGUAUUGCGAUAGUUGAUGAUCCACAAGGCAUACUACUGAGAUUGGAAUUUUUAUCUGCAAUUUUCGACAAUAUAUGUCUCGAUAUAAGGCUUUUAAUUGCCAUUGGCGUUGAUGCCUGGCCAUCUUCUUCUGAUUUCCCAAGAAGGAUCCAUUUGGUUCAUCCUGACUGCUUGCUCUAUCAUAUGGCCGCUGAGACAGGCAUGUAUCUUGUUGGAUUCGGUGUUCAAUCAUCCGCAUGGCAGAUAAGGGUGCCAGCAGCAGAAUAUACCAUAUUAAGCCAUUAUAAUGAAACAAGUACCAUCUCAACUAUACUUGACAUACUGAAGAUUUCAGAAGACGAAAUAGAUAUACCCAGAAGUCUGAAGCAAUACCAGUUAUCCUACAAAAUACUCAAUGAGUACAUAUUUCUCACAUCGCUUUUCGAAGAAUUGGAAAAAAAUUCCACGAAACCCCUGAACGAUGCUGUUGACUGGUCUUCCAUGUAUACGUCGAAAAUAGUUCUGACUAUAUUGGAUCAGAUUAUGUUCAAUCUGGCACAACAGAAACUGCCGAAUUAUUUCUUCAAGCAGUCCAACCUUUUGGUGAAUCCAGGGCACUUGUCAGAGGAUGAUUAUAUGAUAGAGGCCAACAAUAUCAGGAUGUUUAUUCUGAAACUGUACGAUGAGUCUUUACAGAAUUUCUCAAGUGACGCAGAAUUCACAACGUUGGUGAAAACGCAAGAGAACGAAAUUAAUCUACUGAUCAAAUGGAGGGACCUUAUUGAUGGGUUGUUACCGAAGGUCUAUACGAAGAAAAAUGGAUUCUGCUUGAUGAAGUCCAAGAGAAGGAAACAUUUCGAACAUCUGCAAUUCACAAGAUACCAGUUGGAGUACAUCAGUUUGGUCAUGAGGAGUAUCUUGAACGUCCGCAGAAGAAUUCUGAAGUUCCAAGUAACGCAAAUUCAUAACUUCAAUGGUGACGAAGAUGAACAACGCACAGAGGAUAUUGCAUAUCUGACCUGUAUCCUUAUGGAACAAGCCAAAGAAAAAUUCCUUCACAAAGACGCAAAGCUAGACAAGAAGCGAUCAAAACUCGAAAGUGAAUAUUCCUGGUACAGUUCCAGAUUUAUCGAAAUGUUGAGAGAUGAUACGACCAUCAAAUCUUUGGACUUAGAAGAUGACAUCGUUAUGGUGCAUACCGUCAUAGAUUUGCUUCAUAAAGCUGUAGACUUCAACGAGAAAUAUCUAGCUAGGGUUCUUCAACCUUACCUGACGAAUUUAUUCGAAGUUAGUUUUGAAAUCUCAUGGCAUCUCGAGGAUAUAAAGAGUAGAUUCGAUGGCGAAGAACUGAAGUCAUUGGGGUGUUUUUGUAAGCUUGUGAAUGCUGGAGAAAUAACACCAGCCCAGGGUAUUGUGGAUGCCAAGAGUAAAAAUUGGUCUUGGGCGAUUGAGAUGAUGAGAUUGGCUGAAAAUAUGGAAAUUCGAAUAGUUUUAACGCCAGACAGAGGAAAGGUUAACCAGUACGUGAUAUAUCCUAACGAGAAUAGCAGAGAGGGUAUGAAGAAAACUACAAAGGAUUCAUUGGAGAGGAAAAAUACAUUUCUGGGUAAGAAUUAUAGUGGUACCCUCAAAAAAUCAAAAGAUCUCAGUGAACUGGAUGAAGAAAAUAUAUCUGAACAUGAACUCCUCAAAAUGAAAAGUCCACUCACCUCAAUCGUUGCAACUACCCAUAGGAGGGGAGACUAUAGGGGUUGUGGAGAUACUUUCAUGUCCCUCAUCUGCUUGAGAAAAAUUGGAAUUUUCAAUGAGAUAACGUCAACACUUCCCGAAGAGGAGAAAAAUAACCUCAUUGAAAUCAUGAACAAUCUACAAGACUUUCAGUGUCGUAACACAAGAGACAAGACCUGGACUGAUACCUUACCCAAAGUUCAAAAAAAUGUUUUUCUCACUUCUAAAGACGUUGUUCAAAAGUACAUACCCAAAGAAGAGAGUGCUGGAGUGAGAUAGUCGAUCGAAAUUCAAAAGAGGAAAUCAGAAUGCGAUUCCUUGAUUCAAAAUUGCAGGGCUCUCAGAUUAAGUGAGAAUAAGUAUUAUUUUUCUUCUUCGGAUGAUUCGAGGACCAGAGGAGUGCUGAAGAAGAGAGAUUCGAUCAAAUGCUGACCAUUUUAUUCAAUUUGUAAAUGUUAAAGUUUGCGUGUGAUCUAUUUUUUUAAUAACUGAACAAUCGUUUCAUUUUCCUUUUAUGUAUUGUUUGUUAUCCACUAUUCCCUCUCACUACAAAAUGUUUUUAAUAAUAAGAAAUUAUCACUCAUGAAAAUGAAAUAUAAUAUUGCACACAUUACAA